Messenger RNA from Cryptosporidium muris RN66, 2157 nucleotides. Its product is annotated as protein kinase domain-containing protein. Gene Ontology annotation, biological process: intracellular signal transduction; peptidyl-serine phosphorylation; chromosome segregation. The coding region runs from base 1 to 2157 and encodes 718 amino acids. Gene Ontology annotation, cellular component: nucleus. NCBI's taxonomy places the organism in Eukaryota, Apicomplexa, Conoidasida, Eucoccidiorida, Cryptosporidiidae. Gene Ontology annotation, molecular function: ATP binding; protein serine/threonine kinase activity. The record is from RefSeq and is a predicted model, not a curated record. The transcript has a single exon.
AUGCCUAACUCUAUAAAGAGACAGACUCCAUCCUAUAUAAACCUUAAAAAUGAACAAUUUUCCAAAAAUAAUCUAUACAGUAAAUCUGCCCCAUAUAAAAAUAAAUGUAAUUCAAAAUUUAAUUACGAAAAAAAUUUGGCCACGAAGUACCUUAGUAGAUACAAGUCUCUGAAUAGUAUGUUACAUUCUCCAUGUAAAGUGGAAUAUAAUUGCAAGGCAGGAGUUUCGAUCUUUAUAGAUCCACCUGAUAAGAGGCUCGGUGCAAAUGAUAUAUGUAGUGAAAAUUUGUAUAAAAUGAAGAAUUUGAAAGACAAACUUCAUAAUAUUAGAUUAGCUCUCGACCUUAAGUUAUGUCAUGAGAAUCUAGAAUCUGUUAAGAGUGAAAUAGAAGAUAUUUUAAAGGAGUGCACUAAUAUUAAUUCUAAUAUUGAAUUGAUCAAGAAACAUGAACGCGUAUUAACUGAGAACUUGGCUUUAGUAAAGACAGCAUUCAAAGAUUCAAUAAUAAAUUAUAAAAGGGUAGAGAGAGAAAUAAAUAGAUAUCAGUUAUAUUUUUUAGAGGCUCAAGUUGGGAUAGCACCAGCAAUAAAUGUAAGAAAUAAGAAGCGUAAACGUGUAGUUGAUGAGAGGCCAGAUACUGAAGUUAAUAGAAAUCUAAGCAAUAAACCAGAGGAAAUUGACAAUAAUAAUAUUCCAAGUACAUCUAAAAUAAGUAAUGAUAACUGUAAAGAUAAUCAUAGAAUGUUGGAAUCAAGAAAUACAAAUUAUAACUCAAUUUCCUGUUCAAUGUCUGCAAUUGCCUUAAAUGGCUCUGUAGAGGAAUCAGAAGUUUCUACAUUGUCUAAAAUCAAAGACUGUAGAGUUGAAGGUUCCUCACUUAGUAGUAACAAGAAUAUGAAGAUACAACUAGAUUAUAUUGAUAAAGAACACUUUAGAGACGGAAGAAAAUUUCAAGAUUUGAUAAAUCAAAAGAAUUUAUUGUUAUUAUACUUGCAGGGUACUGAACGAAAAGCUCUCGCAAGUAUUCAAUAUUAUAGUCAUUCUACCCUGAAUAAUAAUGAAGAAGAAAUAAUGCAGUCUAUUGUUAAAAAAAGAUAUAGUUACACAGAGAAAAAGGCUUAUAAUAUAGCAAGUAAAUAUGAUGAACUUGAUAUAGAAAGAAGUUUGUAUAUGAAAAAAUCUCGUUUAUUUCGUCACCAGCAGAAUUCACGCUAUAAUACAAUGCAGACAUUGUCUCCUUUACAGCCAUAUACUUUACUGAAUAUGAUAGGGAAAGGUGGAUUUGCGGAAGUCUGGGAAACUUUAAAUAUGAAUACAUGGAAGAUAACAGCUGCGAAAAUACAUGAACUAACCCCUGAUAUGACUGAGCAUGAACGUAUUGUUUGUGUUGAAAGAGUUAGUAACGAGAUAAGAUUACACAAAGAUUUAAAGCAUCCAUAUAUUGUAAAUAUGUUGCAUUGCUUUGAAGUAGAUAAUGAUCGAUUAGUUACGAUAAUGGAAUUAUGUGAUGGACCAGAUAUUGACUCUUUCAUCAAGAUGUAUGGACCAGUUUCUGAAGAUCUUGCAAAAAUAUGGAUUAGACAGAUUUUAGAAGGAAUAAUGUAUUUAAACAACUUUUCUACUUUGAAUGCUGGUGAAACCUUACCACUUCAAAGAGAUCCUAUUAUUCAUUAUGAUCUAAAACCAGGGAAUAUAAUCCUACAUAAAGGCUGUUGCAAAAUUGCUGAUUUUGGUUUAAGCAAGGUUGCUGAUCCAAUUAGUGGUGAAGCUAUAAUAGAGCGUAUUGGAGGAGGAACAGUAUGGUAUCAACCUCCAGAAAUACUUCUAAGACCUGGUGAUUCUUUUGAUAAAUCCAGAAUUGUAACCCACAAAGUAGAUAUAUGGGCUAUUGGGUGUAUUUUCUAUGAAAUACUACAUUCAAGACGACCAUUUGGUCUUGGAAGCAGCUCUAUAGCAGAAGCUUUUACUUUAAUACCACUAGAAGCUACAAAUGGCCCUAUAUUUAGCGAUAAUAUAUCACAAGAAUGUAAGUCCUAUAUAAAGUGGCUUUUAACUUAUGAUUCAAGUGAGAGGCCUUCAAUCGAUAAAGCAUAUUGGCAUUCCUAUAUUCAGAAUUUAAAUAAUAAUAAUUCUACCGUAAAUACAAACUCAUAUUAA